Molecule: messenger RNA, 2740 nt
Organism: Nerophis ophidion (straightnose pipefish)
Lineage: Eukaryota; Metazoa; Chordata; Actinopteri; Syngnathiformes; Syngnathidae
Gene: gmcl1
Product: germ cell-less, spermatogenesis associated
Exons: 15
Coding region: 323-1825 (500 amino acids)
Biological process (GO): germ cell development
Molecular function (GO): protein binding
Source: RefSeq, a predicted model, not a curated record
GACUCUCUUCCGUGACGCGGCCAAAUUGAGAGCGAAGAAGAAGAAAAAAACAACACAAAAGCAAAUGAUAGUCAGCUUUUCCACUUUGGGAAUUGGACUUUUUUUUCUUCUCCUGCGUGAACAACAUGUAACUGCGUUGUCCGGUUUUGUGAAGACGCGGCGUCCCAAUGCUGGUGUCUUUUGGAGGCUUUGUUUUGAUUUGUAGGUGAAAUAAUUGUGUUACCUCACAUAGCUCGCUAACUAGCAUCUCCAGCGAGAUAAACAGACGUCGUUUGCUGCUAAAAGUCAACAAGUCGACCUCUCUGCUCCUCACAAGACGAAGAUGGGGAAUCUGGGUAGCAGGUUCCAGUCCACCUCUCAGGGACGGGAGGAAACGACGGAAAGCCGCCACAAACACAGCUGCGAAUGUAAGAAGAGGAAACGGAGCACACAGUGUGACUGCGAGAGCGAGAAAGAGGAGGACGAGGCCAUACUGGACACACCGCGCAGGAAAAAAUUGAAAAGCACUUCCAAUUACAUUUAUCAGACGUUGUUCCUGAAUGGAGAAAACAGCGACAUUCGCAUCUGCGCGCUGGGACAGGAGUGGAACCUUCACAAGUUGUACCUGUGCCAGUCAGGAUAUUUCUCCAGCAUGUUCAGCGGCUCUUGGAAGGAGUCGAACAUGAUGGAAAUCAACUUGGAGAUCCCAGACCAGAACAUUGAUGUAGAAGCUCUGCAGGUGGUUUUUGGCUCCUUGUACAGGGACGACGUUCUAAUCAAGCCCAGCUGUGUCGUCAGUAUCCUCGCAGCCGCCUGUAUGCUGCAGCUGGAUGGUUUGAUCCAGCAGUGCGGCGAGUCCAUGAAGGAAAACAUCAGCGCAAAGACCGUGUGCGGCUUCUACGCCUGCUCUUGCAUCUACGGCCUGGAGUCCGUCAUGAAAAAAUGUCUUGAGUGGCUUCUAAACAACCUCAUGACUCAUCAAAAUGUGGACUUGAUGAAAGAAAUUGGGACGGAGGUGAUGGAGCAACUUAUCCAGUCAUCGGACCUGUUUGUCAUGCAGGUGGAGAUGGACGUCUACACCGCGUUAAAAAAGUGGAUGUUCCUGCAGCUCAACCCCUCGUGGGACGGACCCAUAAAGCAGCUCCUGGUGGACGCAGAUUCAUGGCUGUGCAAGCGUAGGAGCGACCUUAGUGAGAAGGAGCCUUUCUUAAACACAGAGGAGGGCGCACCCUUUUGCUCUGUCUUCAAACAUGUACGUCUCCAGUAUAUCGUCAACGACCUGGCUUCGGCGCGCAUUUUGGAGCGGGACAACAUUUUGCCUCCUGACUGGUUGGCGGCUGUAUAUAAAACACAGUGGUUUGCUAUGUUGCGGACAGAAUUUGAAAAUGAUAAUGGUCCGCAGGAAGCCAACAAAGAGGAAUUUCAGUUGAGCAGCAUGAGGUGUGGCAGGAAACUGACCAAAGACGGAGACUACUGCUGGCGAUGGACCGGCUUCAACUUCGGCUUCGACCUGCUGGUGACCUACACCAACCGCUUCAUCAUCUUCAAGAGGAACACACUAAGUCAGCCAUGUGGGGGCGCUGUAAGCCUGCAACCCAGGAGGCAUCUGGCAUACAGGUUACGUCUGGCCUCCUUUGACAGCCUUGGCAAGCUGGUCUGCAGCCGCUCCACUGGUUACCAGCUUCUCACGCUGGAGAAAGACCAGGAGUACGUGGUGAUGAACCUGGACAGCCGCCUGCUGUCCUUCCCGCUCUACGUGUGCUGCAACUUCCUGUACACCUCGCCGCACUUGGGUCAAAGGCCGGACCACCCCGAGCACGAGAGCAGCGCCCGCAGCGUGUCUUGAUGGCGGGUUGGUAACGCUCGGGACUCGAACACGUUUGAUAGCCUGUAAGGAGUGUCCGGAACACCCCGUGUGCGUGUGUGUCACAUUGAGGAAGGUGGCAGGUAUCAUUCCACCUUUACAGCCGUCCCACGCGGAGACGAGGCAUUUACGUUUUUGUAAAACGGUCAAAAUCCCUUUUUAUAAGAUGACAACGCUGACAAAUGACCACGGACUUUCCAAAAGUGGUUCGUACAGGAAGCGUGUACUUUUUUUUUUUUUUUCUAUCCUAGAUCACAAGCAGGAAUUUCAGGAAUGACGGUGACAAAUAUCAUACUGUACAUACCUCCAGGUGAAAUGACUAUUACACAGCAGAUGUUUGUUAAGACUAAAAGGAAGUAUUACAAUUUGCUGCUUCUACUGAGAAGGUGGACUUAUUUCUAGGCUUUUUGCUUUUUUUUUUACCCUUAUAAGUACACUAACCUAAAAAUAACCUCUCCAUCAAAUGAUAUAUGGAGUUUCAACUAUUAAGUAGCUAGCGGGGUGAACUUCCUUCCUUCACAACAAAAGGUGCACUUUUCCGUGCGUCAAGUUCAUUUGUUCUCACAAAAAAACACAUUUCUCUUUGUUUGAGCACUCACACGUCCUGUUUAGUUUUCCCUCUUUGCACCACCGCUGACACUUUUUGACCUACAUUUCAUCACCUGCUUGCCCGGAGCACUCUUGUCAACACACGAGACGGCAGGAAAAGUGGGGGAAGUUCACAUGUCGAGAAGCUGACAUUCAACUCGCCUUUUUUUUUUUUUUUUUCUGUCAUUCUCAUGUUUUUAUUUAAAUAGAUUUUUUUUAACUCUUUUUGGAAGACGAAAAUGUGUACAAGUUUCUGUUGCCAAUAAAUCUGCCCAUCGGUGAGGGUUGUGGCGCUGACAUAUCACAUUA